CAUACCGUCAUUUUAAGACAGGAAGAGUAGAGUAUGGCUGUACAGUGAAUGUCUUUUUACAAACCUCAAUCUUAUAUCCAUUUGCAUGUAGUUGCAGCUAGAACAACCUGAUCUGGUUUUCCCAAGAAUCACCAGCGACACGGAAACUCCUUUCCAGAAGGGACUCUGCAGAGAAGUUUGUCAUAAGCUUUGUGAAACUGUCUUGACUGUCAAACAAAGAUAUGGCCUCACUCAUCAGCCUGUGGGCUGAAGAACAUUUGCAGUGCUCAGUUUGUUUUGAAGUGUUCUCUUGCCCAGUGUCUAUCCCAUGUGGCCACAGUUUUUGUAAACACUGCAUCUGUGAGCAAUGGAGCAGUAAAGACAAACAGCAGUGUCCGUUAUGUAAGACAACAUUCGACGAACCAGUUAAUCUUACGGUAAAUGUUGCUUUGGCUGAGAUCACCAAGGAAAUGGGGCGGAAAACACUGAAACGGUCAUUCGAGUCCAGUGGUGUGGUCUGCGAUGUCUGUGUUGGUGAGCAGCUUGAUGCCGUGAAGACUUGCCUGCAGUGCCUCUCAUCUUACUGUGACAGCCACGUUCAGGAACACCUGAUCCGAUAUGAGGAGCACGAGCUGGUCAGCCCGUUGGGGAACCCAAAGGACGGAAUCUGUGAGGUGCACAGCAAGCUCCUCGAGAUGUUCUGCAGGGAGGAUGAUAUGUGUGUUUGCGUACUGUGUGCUGAGGUGGACCACAAGAUGCAUCACCUUGUGCCAGUAGAGAGUGAGUGGACUGAGAAGAAGACCUGCUUGAGGAACACUGAGCUUGAGGUCAAGCAGAAAAUCCUGGACCGCCUGAAGAAGGUGGAGGAACUCAGAAAACUAGUUAUGCUUGGUGAGAAGAAUGCAGAGAAAGAGAUUGAGGAAGGUGUUCAGGUAUUUACUACUCUGAAGCAGACUAUUGAUGAGUGUCAGGCCAGUCUCAUUAAUGAGAUUGAGCAGAAGCAGAGAGCAGUGCAGCAGAGAGCAAAGGAACUCAUUCAGGCUCUCGAGAAUGAGAUCACUGCGUUGAAGGAGAAAAGUGCUAAGCUGAAGAGGUUCUCCAACAACAGGAUCACAUCAACUUCUUAAAGACCUUCUCA
Molecule: messenger RNA, 1117 nt
Organism: Brienomyrus brachyistius
Lineage: Eukaryota; Metazoa; Chordata; Actinopteri; Osteoglossiformes; Mormyridae
Product: E3 ubiquitin/ISG15 ligase TRIM25-like
Exons: 1
Coding region: 222-1106 (294 amino acids)
Molecular function (GO): zinc ion binding
Source: RefSeq, a predicted model, not a curated record